This is a messenger RNA of Myotis lucifugus (little brown bat), 2388 nucleotides long. It is a transcript of the gene PPARG, whose product is annotated as peroxisome proliferator activated receptor gamma. Gene Ontology annotation, cellular component: nucleus. The transcript is spliced from 7 exons. The record is from RefSeq and is a predicted model, not a curated record. Lineage: Eukaryota; Metazoa; Chordata; Mammalia; Chiroptera; Vespertilionidae. Gene Ontology annotation, biological process: cell differentiation; negative regulation of transcription by RNA polymerase II; negative regulation of inflammatory response. Gene Ontology annotation, molecular function: nuclear receptor activity; RNA polymerase II cis-regulatory region sequence-specific DNA binding; zinc ion binding. The coding region runs from base 750 to 2177 and encodes 475 amino acids.
ACCAUUGUCUUCUCAUUAACAGUGUUUGGCACAGUAAAUUGAAAACAAAAGAAGAAACAGAAGCAUAGUGUAUCACAUAAUUUUGCCAGACUAAAAAACUCUAAGUAAGAUAGUGCCUUUCCCUUCUAUGAUAAUUUCAAGCUAUUAGAGGUAGUAAAGCAUUAUUUAAAACCUCCUACCCAUCCUGGUUGCAGGAGGUCCUUUACAAUGUUUGAGAGGUGGACACACCAAAGAGAAACAAUACUUUGGCAGAUCUUUAAUGGUUUCCUCUUUUUUGACUAGUUACAAACUUCUGGAGCAUUCUUUUUAUUUUUUUCCCUUUCCAUUCAGUCUCCCUCUCUCAUUUUUAUUCCCGUAUCACUGCAAAGCCAAAACCAAAAUGUGAAGAGGGAGCUAGCCAGGAGGAAACAUUCCAGUUCCUUUUUUCUGACCUAAGCACUAUUCUUCAUGUGCUAGCAGGCAAAGUAGGGAUUUUCUGCUAAACCAGAGCAACUAACUGUUCAACAGAUUGGGCCUGCAUCUUAAUUAGGUUAUGAAUAGUAAAUCUCCCUUUAGAAACAUGUAAAGAUAGUUUCAGCAGAAGAAGCAAGUUUAACUAUAUAUAGGGAGCAAGAGGACAUGCAUUUCCAGCUAAGGAAGAAGAAAUGGAGGAGGGCAUGAUCCUGUCAUCUUGUCUCCUGAUAUCUCAGGAGUGGAUUAGGCAAGCUAUCUAAACAGCAUGUGGCCAUACAAGAGAAACAGAAAUUACAAUGGUUGACACAGAGAUGCCAUUUUGGCCCACCAACUUUGGAAUCAGCUCCGUGGAUCUUUCCGUAAUGGAUGACCACUCCCACGCCUUUGACAUCAAGCCCUUCACCACAGUUGAUUUCUCCAGUAUUUCCACUCCACACUAUGAAGACAUUCCAUUUGCAAGAGCUGACCCAAUGGUGGCUGAUUAUAAGUAUGACCUGAAGCUCCAAGAUUACCAAAAUGCAAUCAAAGUGGAGCCUGCAUCCCCACCAUAUUAUUCUGAAAAGGCUCAACUAUACAAUAAGCCUCAUGAAGAGCCUUCCAACUCCCUCAUGGCAAUUGAAUGCCGUGUCUGUGGAGACAAAGCUUCCGGGUUUCACUAUGGAGUUCAUGCUUGUGAGGGAUGCAAGGGUUUUUUCCGGAGAACAAUCAGAUUGAAGCUUAUUUAUGAUAGGUGUGAUCUUAACUGUCGGAUCCACAAAAAAAGUAGAAAUAAAUGUCAGUACUGUCGGUUUCAGAAAUGCCUUGCCGUGGGGAUGUCUCAUAAUGCCAUCAGGUUUGGGCGGAUGCCACAGGCCGAGAAGGAGAAGCUGUUGGCGGAGAUCUCCAGUGAUAUCGACCAGCUGAACCCAGAGUCUGCUGACCUCCGGGCCCUGGCAAAACAUUUGUAUGACUCAUACAUAAAGUCCUUCCCGCUGACCAAAGCAAAGGCGAGGGCCAUCUUGACAGGAAAGACAACAGAUAAAUCACCAUUUGUUAUCUAUGACAUGAAUUCCUUAAUGAUGGGAGAAGAUAAAAUUAAGUUCAAACACAUCACCCCCUUGCAGGAGCAGAGCAAAGAGGUGGCCAUCCGCAUAUUUCAGGGCUGUCAGUUCCGCUCAGUGGAAGCUGUGCAAGAGAUCACAGAAUAUGCCAAAAGUAUUCCUGGUUUUGUAAACCUUGACUUGAAUGACCAAGUAACUCUCCUAAAAUACGGCGUCCAUGAGAUCAUUUACACAAUGCUGGCUUCCUUGAUGAAUAAAGAUGGGGUUCUCAUAUCGGAGGGCCAAGGAUUCAUGACAAGGGAGUUUCUAAAGAGCUUGAGAAAGCCCUUUGGUGACUUUAUGGAGCCCAAGUUUGAGUUUGCUGUGAAGUUCAAUGCACUGGAAUUAGAUGACAGCGAUUUGGCAAUAUUUAUAGCCGUCAUUAUUCUCAGUGGAGACCGCCCGGGUUUGCUGAAUGUGAAGCCCAUUGAGGACAUACAAGACAACUUGCUGCAAGCCUUGGAGCUCCAGCUCAAGAUGAACCACCCCGAGUCCUCUCAGCUCUUUGCCAAGCUGCUCCAGAAAAUGACAGACCUCAGGCAAAUUGUAACAGAACAUGUGCAGCUAUUGCAAGUAAUAAAGAAAACAGAGACAGACAUGAGUCUUCACCCACUCCUACAGGAAAUAUACAAGGACUUGUAUUAGCAGAGAAGUCCUAAUUCACUGACAACGUUUUCCUUCUUCCAAUUGCACUAUUGAGGGGAGAUCUGACACCUAAAAAAUUUACUGUGAAAAAGCAUUUUAAAAAGAAAGGGUUUAGAAUAAUAGAUCUAUUUUAUGCAUAUUGUUUAUAAAGAUACAUUUACAAUUUACUUUUAAUAUUAAAAAUGACCACAUUAUGAAAUUGGUGGAUGUA